Akanthomyces muscarius is the source of this 444-nucleotide messenger RNA. RefSeq lists its product as uncharacterized. The transcript has a single exon. The record is from RefSeq and is a predicted model, not a curated record. NCBI's taxonomy places the organism in Eukaryota, Fungi, Ascomycota, Sordariomycetes, Hypocreales, Cordycipitaceae. Gene Ontology annotation, biological process: tRNA wobble uridine modification. Gene Ontology annotation, cellular component: elongator holoenzyme complex; transcription elongation factor complex; cytoplasm. The coding region runs from base 1 to 444 and encodes 147 amino acids.
AUGUCCUUUCGCAAGCGAGGAGUCGUCCUGGGCAAUCCCCGAACGCCGGCAGUUGCCAAGGUAGAGAAGUCUCUUCCCACCGGCACUCGUCCGUCGCCGCACGAUGGCCGUCUCACUACUUCGUCCGGCACACAGUCGCUCGACCAGCUGCUGGCGGGCCAUGCCGGUCUGCCGAUGGGCACCUCGCUUCUCAUAGAAGAAACCGGCACAACCGAUUUCGGCGGCAUGCUGCUGCGCUAUUAUGCUGCCGAGGGCUUGGUUCAGGGUCACCAUGUUCACGUUCUUGGUUUCGACGACUCGUGGCGUCGAGAGCUGCCUGGCUUGGGCGGCGAUACCAAGGAAAAGGCUGCCAAGCCCGAGUCGCCAUCUGACAGCAAGAUGAAAAUUGCAUGGCGAUAUGAAACUCUAGGAAACAGAGUUUCACCCUUUAGAGGUAAUUCAUAG